AUGUUAUCCCGAGCAGAUUAUCAAGUUUAUGGUACAGCAGUAUUUGCUGCCAUUGGUGGUUUUCUAUUUGGUUAUGAUCUCGGUGUGAUUUCCGGUGUGAUCACCAUGUCGAACUUUAUUGCUGUUUUCGGCGAUCAAGCAAGUAUGUCGCGUGGAUCGUUGACUAGCAGUAUCUCAGGAUCAAUCGUCGGUGUAAUGUCCAUUGGAUGUUUCAUCGGCGCACUUCUCGCNCGAGCAGAUUAUCAAGUUUAUGGUACAGCAGUAUUUGCUGCCAUUGGUGGUUUUCUAUUUGGUUAUGAUCUCGGUGUGAUUUCCGGUGUGAUCACCAUGUCGAACUUUAUUGCUGUUUUCGGCGAUCAAGCAAGUAUGUCGCGUGGAUCGUUGACUAGCAGUAUCUCAGGAUCAAUCGUCGGUGUAAUGUCCAUUGGAUGUUUCAUCGGCGCACUUCUCGCUGGUCAAGCAAGUGAUCGAUUUUCGCGUAAAUAUUCCAUUGUACUUUUCUCGAUUAUUUUCACCAUCAGUGGCGCAUUACAAGGUGGUUCGAUGAACUUAACCAUGCUUCUCGUGUCGCGUUUAGUCGCUGGUGUGAGUGUGGGUGCAUUGUCGAUGAUUGUUCCUGUUUAUCAAUCGGAAAUUUCAACGAAGGAACUUCGAGGACGGCUGGUUUCCUUUCAGCAAUGGGCAAUAACUAUUGGAAUAGCAGUUAGUUUCUGGACUAAUUAUGGUACAGAUUUGUAUUUUACAUCAAGUAGUGCAUCAUGGCGAAUUCCACUUGCCUUGCAGAUUGUUCCAGCUUUGAUCUUAGCAAUUGGUAUCCCAUUCUUUCCAUUCUCACCCCGUUGGUUAAUGGCACAGGGUCGCGAUAGCGAAGCAUUAGCUGUUCUUAGGAAAAUUCGUUCAUCAUCGCAGAAAAAGAUUCUUUUAGAAUAUAACGAAAUCAAACAAGAGAUUAUUACCGAAAAUGAACAAUCAGUUCGUUCCUAUAAUCAAUUACUCCGUUAUCCUCUUCGUCGUCGUCUUAUUCUCGGCGUUACCAUUCAAACUUGUCAACAACUCACCGGAAUCAAUUCGAUCAUGUACUAUGCACCAGAAAUAUUCAAACAAGCGGGUUUAUCCGGUCAGCGCGCUGCCCUAUUAGCAACUGGGAUCAACGGAUGCAUUAACGUUCUUGCUACAGUUCCUGCCAUUCUCUAUGUCGACGAUUGGGGCCGACGACCUGUCUUGAUCAUUGGUGGCAUGAUUAUGAGUUUCGCUAUGCUCACGAUCGGUAGUAUAAUGGGUAUACAUGGCUAUACAGUAUAUAAUUCUACGACUGAGGUUACUGAAGUUAUUAUUCCGAAUCAAACAGCUUCGNAGCAUUUACCGAAAUUAACUAGUUUAACAGCUUAUCUAUGGUUUGUUAAAGAUGAUAAUCAUUUUUAUUCGUGGUUUAUCAAAGCAACACAGAAUUUCAAUAUUAUUUUCGAUCUUAAACCAAUUAGUAAACGUGAAACUCUCUUAUCGGCUUGGAUUGAGCGAAAAUGA
Adineta ricciae is the source of this 1524-nucleotide messenger RNA. NCBI's taxonomy places the organism in Eukaryota, Metazoa, Rotifera, Eurotatoria, Adinetida, Adinetidae. The record is from the annotation of a GenBank genome assembly.